Messenger RNA from Maylandia zebra (zebra mbuna), 1031 nucleotides. RefSeq lists its product as uncharacterized. The record is from RefSeq and is a predicted model, not a curated record. Lineage: Eukaryota; Metazoa; Chordata; Actinopteri; Cichliformes; Cichlidae.
ACAGAAAACUCCAGAGUGAGGGUAGAAGUCUUUUCUUUCUCUUAUUAGAGGACACAUUUGUGCAAAGAGUCUAAAGUAAAGAUGCUGUGGAGUCUGUUGUUCAUCACUUUGAUUGGAAGAUCAACUCAACAGGAUCCAGGAUGGGAAACUAUCAAACUGGAUGACAAAGUGGCAUUUCAGUCUUCAGUCUACACAGUAAAUGGUCUCAACUACUCUGCUGACAGAGCUUUUGACGGAAAUUAUUCAACAUGUUCUAACACUGUAGAACAACAGCCCACCAGCUGGUGGACAGUUGACUUAUUGGGUCUAUAUGAAAUUUCCUGCAUCAGCAUUUACAACAAAGAUCAACACAAUGUCGAUCUAAGUAGCGCUCACAUCCUCAUCGGGAACUCAUCUGAGAGAAAUGCUGCUGACACCACUGAGUGUGCAACAAUCAACACAACUAUUAGUGGAGGAAAUAAAGCAUUUAACUGUGAAAAUGGACCAAAGUGGGGGCGUUAUGUAACUGUGUACAAAGACACACCUGGGCUUGUGAUUCUGUGUGAGGUGACGAUGAAAGGCAUAAAAAAAGAGCCCUUUAAACUGAUUAAAGAGAACAAGACAUGGGCAGACGCCCUGUACCACUGCAGACAGGAACACAUGCAUCUGGUUUCCAUCCUUGAUAACGAGACCCAGGUCUGGGUUGAGUUGGAGGCUCAGAAGGCUGACACUCCCUUUGUCUGGCUGGGUCUUCACUACAGCUGCACCCUGCACCUCUGGUUCUGGGCUGAUGAUCAUUGUGUAGGUUUUGAUCAGUGGGCUGACAAGACAAGAACAGCAGACUGUAGCAUAAGUGGUGCCAUGAAUACAAGUGGGAACCAUUUGUGGUACAAGAAGUCUAUUUAUGAUAAAUAUAAUUUCAUCUGUGCAGUGUAAGAAGAUUCAUGGGUUGGUUUUGUUUAUUCAGUUAGACAGGUGUCAGUAGUGGCUUGUUGGGUUGUAGCAAACUUUCCUCUAAUAAAUCAAAGGUGAUGGGUUCAGGCUCAGUGUAG